Molecule: messenger RNA, 949 nt
Organism: Argentina anserina (silverweed cinquefoil)
Lineage: Eukaryota; Viridiplantae; Streptophyta; Magnoliopsida; Rosales; Rosaceae
Product: zinc finger protein CONSTANS-LIKE 2-like
Exons: 3
Coding region: 54-803 (249 amino acids)
Biological process (GO): regulation of flower development
Cellular component (GO): nucleus
Molecular function (GO): protein binding; DNA-binding transcription factor activity
Source: RefSeq, a predicted model, not a curated record
CUUCCAACACCUCCCAAAAUUCUCGACCGACAUCUCCAACUCCACGCGCCGCCAUGUACAGUCACAACAGCACCGCAUUCCCACACGACUUCGACGGCCUGCCAAUGCCGGCUCAGCCCUUCGGGACUUACAACAAUGACUAUAACUACCACCAUCACCACCAUGCGGUGGCCGUGAAUGAAUUCAGCAACAACAGUUGUAGCAGCGGCUGCAGCAGCUACGGCGGCUCGCCGACCUACGCGAGUACCACUACGACUACAACUACUCAUGAUUACGAGGUUGAGCCGAGCCUACAGAUGAUUCAGAAGAGUGUGAGCAGCCACUCGCUCCAGCAGAAGAAAGUUGGGACCCACCGGCUUGUCUCCGACUUGCUGGAGCUCGAGACCGGGCCCGUCCGGAGGGUUUACAGCACCGGCGACUUGGAUUUGCAGCAAUUGCAUAGGAGCUACAGAUCAUCAUCAGAAACUAGUCCAUUGUCAAGUGAGAGCAGCAUGAUCAUUGAAGGAAUGACCAAAGCCUGUCGAUACAGUCCUGAGGAGAAGAAGGAAAAAAUUGAGAGGUACAGAAGCAAGAGAAACCUCAGGAACUUCAACAAAACCAUUAAGUAUGCAUGUAGGAAGACAUUGGCAGACAGUAGGCCGCGCAUCAGAGGACGAUUUGCAAGGAAUGAUGAAAUUGAUCAGAAGGAUUCUCCUAAUGUUCAGUGUAGCCAAAUCAGUGGGGAGGAUGAUGAAGAGGAUGGCGAUAGUUGGAUCAACCUGCUCGAUGCAUUCUCUUCAAUUGAAUCAAACUCCUUAAUCUAGGACGAUGAAACUAUUAUGCCAAAUGUUUUAGCAAGUAGCUACUAGCCAUAUUAAUCUUAGGCUGCUCCGCUUGAUCUAUCUUUUAUUAUGCAAAAUGCUCUUCAUGCGCUAUUAAGCUUGAAGUAGGUGAUGUAAAAUUGUAAAUA